CAAGAAUUUGCCGCAGGUGCUGGACGGCCCCGGGAGGUCCGUCGUUGAGAUUGUUAACUCUCCGUGGGCGAGUUGCGCGUGCACUCUUCGGCGCACGGGCGAGCCACCUCUGAUCCCAGUCAAGGCAUGCGCUCGCGCAAGCCUGCGGCCCACCAAAAUACAACACGACCCCCUCACCUCCGCGCGCAGUCACCUCAUGGCCCUCAAUGCGCACGGAGACCAGGCGCACUUCCUGCCCCUCCGUAGCCAUUUUGGCUCAAGCUGCUUUCACUUGCCCUCGAGCUACAGCGCCGCAGGGAUGGCGGCGCGGACGUGCCUCCUGGCGAUGUGGCUCGCGGCGGGCGCAGCCGCGGCGGGUCCCGAGGCGCUGCGCGCGGAGGUCGCGGCGCUGCGCGAGGAGCUGCGCGAGGAGCUGCGCGCGGAGCUGCACGAGGAGCUGCGCGCUGGCCUGGAGGCCCGGCGCCUGAGCGCCAGCCCGGAGGUCGCGGAGCUCCGCGAGGAGCUGCGCGCGGAGGCGGAGCAGCUGGCGGCAGACACGGAACAGCGCUUCGCUGGCACGGAGAGCGCGAUGACGUCCUCAUGGCUGAUCCUAUGUGGAGCGCUUGUGAUGUUCAUGCACGCGGGCUUCUCCAUGCUCGAGAGUGGCAGCUGCAGGGCAAAGAACGCGUCGAACGUGCUGAUGAAGAAUCUCGUCAAUGUGUGCAUGGGCACGAUCGGAUGGUACUGGUUCGGAUGGGCCCUUGCUUACGGCGUUGAUGACCACACGCCCCAGGUGGCGACAGGAGGGAAUGGUUUCAUUGGUACCGACGGCUUUGCUGGCAAAGAUUUCAACAACUACGAAACUGAGGGGGCCAUCGUGUCGAAUGGAGUUGCUCUUAGUUGGUUCUUCCAGUGGGCUUUUGCACCGCCGGCGCGACCAUCGUCAGCGGCGCUGUGGCCGAGCGCGUGCUGAGCCCCACGUACGCUGUCUUCGCCUUCGUGAUGGCGUCUUUCAUUUACCCCGUUGUCGUCGCGUGGACUUGGGGCUACGGGUGGCUCAGCAACUUGUUCGACGCCCAGAUCAUCGACUUUGCGGGCAGCGGCAUCGUGCACCUUACUGGCGGCGUUGCCGGGCUCGCGGGCACAGUCGUGUUGGGGCCACGCAAGGGCCGCUUCGAGAAUCCCGAUCAGUUCGAUGCUCACAGCUUGCCGCUUGUCGUUCUGGGCACCUUCAUCCUAUGGUUCGGUUGGUACGGUUUCAACUGCGGCUCCACCCUGGGGAUGAGCGAAGGCGCUGGCCUUCUUGCCGCCCAGGUGGCCAUGAACACGACGAUUUCCGCCGCGACAGGCGGCAUGGGCGUCUUCUUCCUGCGGUACGUGCUCACGCACACCUACGACGUGGGCGGCCUGUGCAACGGCAUCCUGGCCGGCCUGGUGUCAAUCACGGCCCCCUGCGGCAACGUGGAGGCCAGCAGUGCCCUCUUUAUCGGGCUCGUCGGCGGUUUUGUGUACCAGAGUUGCUCCAUGUUGCUCCAGACGCUCAAGAUCGAUGACCCUGUGGACGCUGUCCCAGUCCACGGCGCCUGCGGCAUUUGGGGCGUGCUUGCCGCGUUCUUCUUCGACUGGGGCGAUGACUUCAAGCACUUCCACGGCUGGAGCGGCUUCGACUGCACGGCCGACCCAGACACAGGGAGCUGCGACGACUACGCUACUGUCAAUGUGCUCGCCGCCCACAUCGUUAUGAUUCUCGCGAUCAUCCUGUGGUCUGGCACCCUCUCUGGCGUCACCUUCUUCGCGCUCAAAAUGACCUGCAAGCUGCGCAUCGACGAGCAGACGGAGGCCAUGGGGCUGGACGCCGCCAAGCACUCCCCGCCCAGGGCGUACACCAUGACGACAAAAGUCGACCAUAUGUAGGCACAGGCCUGGCGAAACAGCAACGGCGGACCUCUUGGGUUCAAGGCGCGGGGUGGAGCCCCGCGGCCGCUUGCUGUCCAGGAGCCAGAGCCAGGGGCUGGAAACCGCCAGACCUGGCCGAACAGCAACGAUGAACCUUCUCCGUCGAAGGGCGGCGGGGUAGAGUCCCGCUGCCGCGUUCUCUUUCAGGAGCCAGCGGCUGGAAUUUACCGCCGUGCACACUUAGAAGUGCGAUGCCCUGGGAAAGAA
Prorocentrum cordatum is the source of this 2142-nucleotide messenger RNA. The record is from the annotation of a GenBank genome assembly. NCBI's taxonomy places the organism in Eukaryota, Dinophyceae, Prorocentrales, Prorocentraceae.